Messenger RNA from Hypomesus transpacificus, 3068 nucleotides. RefSeq names its product leukemia inhibitory factor receptor. Gene Ontology annotation, cellular component: external side of plasma membrane. Gene Ontology annotation, biological process: cytokine-mediated signaling pathway. Gene Ontology annotation, molecular function: cytokine receptor activity; protein binding. The transcript is spliced from 16 exons. The coding region runs from base 84 to 2480 and encodes 798 amino acids. The record is from RefSeq and is a predicted model, not a curated record. NCBI's taxonomy places the organism in Eukaryota, Metazoa, Chordata, Actinopteri, Osmeriformes, Osmeridae.
UCAAAGCACACGGGCCAAGACACGGCACACAGACUGCUGCAGCCAUGAAUCUGGAGUUUAUUUAACCACAGGAGCACACACAGAUGAAAAGAACAAUGCCCUUUCUGCUCAGCCUUGUACCCCGUGUCAUUGUUGGUCUUUUGUUUAUAUACUACUUCCUUCCCUUCACCACAGCCAAGGAUUCUCCAGUGCGUUGUCAAGAAACUUGUCGCAGAAACUCGUGUCAUGAACACUGCGUUCAAUCUCAAGAUGGAGUCCAUGGAUUGAAUUGCUAUGGUUACAUUUCAAAUAUUAAUUUGAAAAUUAAUUGGAUAUGUGUUUGGGAAUCUGGAAAACAAGCUUCAAGCCAGUACACACUCUACAUUCUACAAAAGAAAACACGUUGCACAAUGUUUGCUAACAUAUCUAUAAUGUCUCAAAUACUGACACCCAAUGAUUUGUUUGAGAAAUUGAACAUGACAGUCCAUGUUGUCGAGAAAAAUGAUGUGGGGAACUGCACCAAGGAUGUUUUCACAGGCGUCCCACAAGAUUCGGUUCAUUGUGGUCCCCCAACUAAGGUCCACUUCAAUCGUCAUUCUAGACAGCUGGAAGUGAAUGUUUCCUGGCAACUGACGAAAAUCAAUCAGUACAGUGUGAGGUACUGGACACACGGGAACCCAACCAAAGAAACGCCUACAGUACAGUCCAGGGAUUUGAAGACGUGCAUUGUCAAUAAUCUUAACGCCUCGCUGCCCUAUGAGAUACAGAUUCAGUGUGUUCCCAGUAAAAAAGGAUUAUGCAGACAGUGUUUGUGGAGUGACAUUUUCCGAGUCUCACCAGAACUUACUGUUAAGCCUUUCAUCGAGGAGAUAAAAGAGAUUCCUCAGCCCGAAGGAACACGAAUUAUUGUUAUAAAAUGGAAGUUUGCCGAGGCAGAGUUAGCAGAGGGCUACCACGUGACCGUGGAGAAACUCUCUGGAGAGACUCCCAGAAAGACGUUCAACUCCACCAGACCGGAGAUUAACCUGGUCCUCUCCCACUCGGCAUAUCUCCUCAAUAUCUCUGCCUUCCACAGCGCUGCCACUUCUCCUGCAUUAGAGUGGACAAUCGCUCCAUUAGUAGACAAAGACCUACCUCCCGAGAGGCUGAAUGUCACAUUCAGUGGCAACUCCUCCUUCAUAAUCUCCUGGCAACAUGAUUUGGUGAAAACAUACAGCUGCUUUUGUGUGGAGUGGUGGCGGAAAGGAGAGAAACCAGCUCACAAGUCUUUCUAUGAAAAGGAGAACCACUAUGAAAUUAUAACCUUGGAGGAACCUCUGCAGCCCUACGAGAGAUACACGUUCACCCUCCACACACGGCCAGACAAGGACACGUGUAACCUGAAGAAGAUCAACAACAGUGAGACCACCUAUGGGAGCAUCCAUGCCUACAUCACCGAAGGACGACCCAGCAGUGCCCCGGGGAACAUCGGCAGUCGCAAUGAGACCCAGACCUCUGUGAUGAUCGUGUGGGACCACGUCUCUGAAGAGGACAGCAUGGGGUUCCUGCUGGGUUAUCACCUUCACUACAGCGAGGAUGAAGCAGCACACACGGAGACCAACGUCACAGUGGGCCCAGGAUCAAACAUCUAUAAGCUCGAGGAUCUUAAAAGCAGUCAACAGUACCAAGUCCAAAUGUCGGCGUUCACCAGGGCAGGGGUUGGAGUUCGCAGUUCAGCUGUGUACUUUGCAACAAAGCAAAGACAAGAUUUCAUGACUACGGGUGUGAUCCUGACAGCGCUGGUUGGCCUAAUCGUUGUGUCGAUGUUUGGGUGUCAUUUCUCACCACUGUUAAUAAAAAGAGCAAAGAGUGUGUGUUGGCCUAUGAUACCUAAUCCCAGCAACAGCUACGCCAUCCAGGACAUAAAGGGAGUCUGUGAGUUGGAACUCCUGGAACCAAUAAAACCCCAGAAAGUGGAAGCAGAGGGAGAUUCCAGCAGUCUACACCUCAUUGAGAAAGUGGCUGAAAAGUCUAAUAUUAGCAACUUGAACCGUGGUAUUGACUCAAAUCUGCCCUGCGACGGAGAACCUGAGCACAUCAAUAACAAGACUCCUCAGUGUGAAUCAGCCUGCGAGGGCCUCUCAGCAGAUCUCAGCUGUGGGGGAGUGUGUCAGAGACACUUCCUCUCCACAACUACUGAGAGAAAAGAUAAAGAUCUGACUUCUGUCUGUGCGACACCUUCCUCUAUGAACAUGCAGCACUCAGAUCCCAUAAGCCACCAAGCGGUCUUCAUGAGUGACUACACAACCAUGGAGCUGUUUCAGAUGGCCAUGCCUCUGGACUCUCGCCCUUCCACUGCCUCAGCUGACACCCAGGAACAGAGACUAACCGGUGACAAGGAUUUGACUUCACUGAGACCGGAGUUGGAUUACGUGCGGCAGUCGCUGUGCAAUGCCCUCUUUCUGUCCCAAGGGGGCCCCCUUCCACCUCAGAACACAGAGCACUACAACACUGUUCUAUGAGAAUGUUUGGAAUUUUGUGAAGUACAAGGUUGACACGUUACUUACAUACUGCAUAUCGGUAGUUAUAGCGUGUAUAUAUAUAUAUUUAUAUAUCUUCAUUUGCAUAAUCCUUGGUCCUUGUAGCACGACUUGGAAAUGAAUCUGUGCCAAUGCGACAACUCGAAACCAAGGGGUCAGAUGGCUGAGUGGUUAGGGAGUCAGGCUAUUAAUCAGAAAGUUGUUGGUUCGAUUCCUGGCUGUGCCAAAGAAAGUUGUGUCCUUGGGCAAGGCACUUCACCCUACUUGCCUCGGGGGAAUGUCCCUGUAUGUACUGUAAGUCGCUCUGGAUAAGAGAGUCUGCUAAAUGACAAAAUGUAAACCAGGCAAAGCCUUUCUUUAGCAGAGACACGGGCAGUGUCUUCCACAAUUGAUACAUAAAUAAAAUCCGAUAUCGCAUUAACAAAUACUUUGAAGCAAAUAUUCUUUAUUUGAUAACUUUUCUGCAAAGAUUUAUGUGAUAUACAUGUUUUUGUCAAAUGUACAAAUACGGUCUAUGUGGACCACACACACAUGCAACCAAGAUGGCCAAAGCAGCACGACCAAAACCAC